Molecule: messenger RNA, 1884 nt
Organism: Poecilia latipinna (sailfin molly)
Lineage: Eukaryota; Metazoa; Chordata; Actinopteri; Cyprinodontiformes; Poeciliidae
Gene: hdac3
Product: histone deacetylase 3
Exons: 15
Coding region: 138-1424 (428 amino acids)
Biological process (GO): epigenetic regulation of gene expression
Molecular function (GO): histone deacetylase activity
Source: RefSeq, a predicted model, not a curated record
AUGACGCAUUCUCCUUCGGGUUUGCGCCUGCGCAACCGUGUUUACGGCUGGCUGCUACCUGCUAGAAAGAUGCGGCAGUCAAAGCUGCUGAGGCAGGAGUAAUACUUCACAUCAACACAGAACUCAUCACCUUCAUCAUGACCAACAGGACAUCUUAUUUUUAUGACCCAGAUGUGGGCAACUUUCACUACGGUGCGGGUCACCCCAUGAAGCCUCACCGUCUGUCCCUGACUCACAGCCUGGUGUUGCACUAUGGCCUGUACAAGAAGAUGAUGGUCUUCAAGCCGUACAAAGCCUCGCAGCACGACAUGUGCCGCUUCCACUCCGAGGACUACAUCGACUUCCUGCAGAAGGUCAGCCCCAACAACAUGCAGGGCUUCACCAAGAGCCUCAACACGUUCAACGUGGGAGACGACUGUCCCGUGUUUCCAGGUCUGUUUGAGUUCUGCUCCAGAUACACAGGAGCAUCUUUACAAGGAGCAACGCAGCUCAACCACAAGAUUUGUGACAUCGCCAUCAACUGGGCAGGAGGUUUGCAUCAUGCCAAAAAGUUUGAGGCUUCAGGGUUCUGCUACGUAAAUGACAUCGUCAUCAGCAUACUGGAGCUCCUCAAGUACCACCCCAGGGUCCUGUACAUUGACAUUGACAUUCACCAUGGCGACGGCGUCCAGGAGGCCUUUUACCUGACGGACCGCGUCAUGACCGUGUCCUUCCACAAAUACGGCAACUACUUCUUUCCCGGCACGGGCGACAUGUACGAGGUGGGAGCAGAGAGCGGCCGCUACUACUGCCUCAACGUCCCCCUCAGAGACGGCAUCGACGACCAGAGCUACAGGCAGCUGUUCCAGCCAGUUAUCAAGCAGGUGGUUGAUUAUUACCAGCCCACCUGCAUCGUCCUGCAGUGUGGAGCAGAUUCUCUGGGCUGCGACAGGCUGGGCUGCUUCAACCUCAGCAUACGGGGACACGGCGAGUGUGUGGAGUUUGUGAAAAGUUUUAAGAUCCCUCUGCUGGUUCUCGGAGGAGGAGGAUACACGGUGAGGAACGUGGCUCGCUGCUGGACUUUUGAAACGUCUCUGUUGUUGGAGGAAUCCAUCAGUGAUGAGCUGCCUUACAGCGAGUAUUUUGAGUACUUUGCUCCUGACUUCACGUUGCAUCCUGAUGUCAGCACCAGGAUAGAAAACCAGAACUCCAGACAGUACCUGGAGCAGAUCCGUCAGACCGUGUUCGAGAACCUGAAGAUGCUGAACCACGCGCCGAGCGUCCAGAUCCACGACGUUCCCUCCGAUGUGCUGAGUUACGAGCGCAACGACGAGCCCGACCCCGACGAGAGGGGAGCCGAGGAAAACUACACCCGGCCCGAAGCCACGAAUGAGUUCUACGACGGUGACCAUGACAACGACAAAGAAAGUGAUGUUGAGAUCUGAGACUAGAAGCUAUUUGGACCGAGCUGAAAUAUGGGCUGUUAAACUGUUCAUCAUUGGAAGAAGUUUUUAUGGACUUUGACAUUUUUUCAUUUCAUCUCUGUGUAAUAGUGAUAAAAGUUUGUAGUUUUCUAUCAGACUCCUGCAUUUCAGAAGCCAAAGUUCACAUCCAACCAUCAUCUGAGAAGUGAAACGCCGUUUUAAACUGAACCAACAUUUACGCUGCUGGACCGGCGCCAGUCCAGCCAACAACUGUUCUCUGCCUUUUUAGACCUUCCGUUUAACGUUGCCACUUUUUUAAAAAUGUGUAACCCGAAUGACAUGAGAUGAAAGUGUUCACAUGAGAAAUUGUAACCAGCUUUGAGUUAAAAAGAAAAACUUUGCAUCAUGUCCCUCCUGCAGUCUGAAAUCCACCCAUGUGAGUUUUGAUAGUUUGGUUUUAUUAAUAAAAUCUGAAUCUGUG